Molecule: messenger RNA, 1089 nt
Organism: Talaromyces rugulosus
Lineage: Eukaryota; Fungi; Ascomycota; Eurotiomycetes; Eurotiales; Trichocomaceae
Exons: 2
Coding region: 1-1089 (362 amino acids)
Biological process (GO): pantothenate biosynthetic process
Molecular function (GO): pantoate-beta-alanine ligase activity
Source: RefSeq, a predicted model, not a curated record
AUGUUUAGGAUCAACAAGACUCUUGCUUCUGCUGCUAGCAUUACGCUGGCUGCCACUAGGCAGAUACAUACGCCCGCGCUCCAAGUGUUCCGCGAUGUCCCCUCGAUUCGUCAGCUGCGACAACAGCUACAGCGAUCAGAUCGAACUGUGGGCUUGGUCCCUACAAUGGGAGCGCUUCACGAAGGUCACUUGUCCCUCAUCCGGCAAGCGGCUGCCGAGAAUUCAGAUGUUUUCGUGAGCAUCUAUGUCAAUCCAACACAAUUUGGCGUAAACGAAGACCUGAGCAGUUACCCCCGGACGUGGGAGGCGGACGUGGCAAAGUUGAAGGAACUCAACGGCGAGAUGGAAGGCAAGGGCGAAACACAGACCGGCCGCAUUACCGCAAUAUUUGCUCCAACAGGACAAGUCAUGUACCCUACUCUUCCCCCAACGUCUGCGAUAGACGGGCCAGGAUCGUUUGUCACGAUCACACCACUUGCCACAAAGCUCGAAGGGGCAUCUCGACCGGUGUUUUUUAGGGGGGUUGCGACCAUCUGCACAAAGCUAUUCAACAUUGUCAAGCCAGACCGUGUGUAUUUCGGCCAGAAGGAUGUUCAGCAAUGCGCGAUCAUCAAACGCAUGGUCAAGGACUUCCAUAUCGACACAGACGUACGAAUCGGCUCCACGAUGCGCGCAGCCGAUGGACUCGCCAUGAGCUCGCGGAAUGUGUACUUGGGCGAGCGUAGGAGGGCCGUUGGCCUCGUACUUUCACGGGCUUUGCAGGCAGCGGAGGCUACAUUCGAAGCUGGCAGUGUCGAUCGGAAAGAUAUUUUGGGCGCAGCCAACCGGGUUGCAGACGACACGCUGGCGAAGCAACAGUCACUCGCGCCGUCCAAACGGGCUUUGUUCGAAGUGGACUAUAUCUCCCUUGCCGAUCCGGACACGUUGGAAGAGAUUGAGCAAGUGGAUCCUUCCAAGGGCGCGGUAUUGAGCGGCGCCGUCAAAAUGCUCCCACUCGAAGAGCCUACGCCAAACGAAGAUCUUGGCGUUGGCGAAGGCGCCAUUGCAGUGCGGUUGAUUGAUAACAUCAUCUUCCGCCCGAAAAAGUGA